Molecule: messenger RNA, 4046 nt
Organism: Columba livia (rock pigeon)
Lineage: Eukaryota; Metazoa; Chordata; Aves; Columbiformes; Columbidae
Product: disintegrin and metalloproteinase domain-containing protein 9-like
Exons: 22
Coding region: 101-2623 (840 amino acids)
Biological process (GO): proteolysis
Cellular component (GO): plasma membrane
Molecular function (GO): metalloendopeptidase activity
Source: RefSeq, a predicted model, not a curated record
AGUGUGCUGCUUUGUGUUUGCCUUAAGCUGUCUAACCAGUUUGUGAGGCUUUUUCACAAGCCUAAUGGAUUAGAUUUUCCUUCCCAUUUCCUUAGCAGAGAUGCGGUAUCGGGAGCUUUUUCUGUUGUUUACCUUCCGAGCAGGCAGUUCUCGUUCUUCUAGUUCUGCAGCCGAGAGCCGGGUACACAGUGUCUGCUUGGAUACUGUCGUAGUUUCUCCGGGAAAUCUAAUCAUGUUAAAACACAGCCUGGUUUUGUUCACUUUUGGACUCACUUUAACUGGGAAACCUUUUUGGAUAAAAGGUGCAUCUUCUGAACAGACAUCCAGACUUUCUACAUUAGAAAUAGUUAUUCCUCGAGGUCUGACGGGCAGAGAGAAACAUCACUCAUUUUCUCAUGAGGAGCAUUCAGAUGACAAUCUCUCUUACUCAAUUAAAACCAGAAAUGGAACGUAUCUCCUCAAACUGAAGAAAAAUAAAAAGCUUGUUGGCGAAGGCUUUAUGCUAUAUACCUAUGGGAAAAAUGGGAAACUGGAGGCAACACAAUCAAAAAACAAGACACACUGUUAUUACCACGGCACUGUUGAAGGAAUUGCUGGCUCGAUGCUUGCUCUGAGCACAUGUGGUGGCCUUAGAGGAAUUCUCAACAUCGGUGGCAAAUGGUAUGGAAUGGAGCCGCUCAACGCAUCCAGCACAUUUGAACACGUGUUUUACCAGUUAGAAGAUAUGCAGGAUAUCCCCUUCCAAUGCGAUGUGCUGAACGGCAGCCUUCAUCACGAGAUGUUUGUACAGCAGCCUGUGAAAUAUGCAUUUUUAUCCAACAGUACCUCUAUCAGCGAAAAGCUUUUGAGGAAGAAGCGAGCUGUCCUGCCGCAGAAAAGCUAUGUGGAAUUAUUUGUCGUUGUGGAUCACAACAGGUUUUUGCAGAAGAAAUCUGAUCCUGCUGCGGUGCAAAAGGAAACAGUUGAGCUGAUUAAUUACGUUGAUGGGAUGUAUAGAGCACUAAACAUCCAGAUUGUUUUGGUUGGAUUAGAGAUCUGGACAGAUAGAAACCACAUAUCUGUAAUGGAUGGUUCAGCUGGAGAUGUACUGGGUAGAUUCGUUUCUUGGAGACAGAAAGAGCUUCUUAAACGAUCGAGAAAUGAUGUUGGCCAUCUCAUUGUAGGGAGAAGCACUUAUGGUGGAUCCAUUGGAAUGGCUUUUGUGGGAACCGUCUGCUCACAAGUCCAGGGAGGCUCCAUCAGCACUUUGAAUCAUAACAAUAUGUUACGUCACGCUACAGUAGUUGCACACGAACUGGGGCACAAUCUCGGACUGAAACACGAUGAUAACAGGUGUCCUGCGUCCUAUAUUAUGCACAGCACAGAUAAUGGAUCCAGGAAUUUCAGCACCUGCAGUGCUGAUGAUUUUGAGAACUUUAUUCUAAAUGGACAAGGAAACUGCCUUAGAAAUCCUCCCAAAACAAGUCAUGUUUACAAAGAACCUGUCUGCGGUAAUAAUGUGCUCGAUAACAAUGAAGAAUGUGACUGUGGCAAACCGCAGGAAUGUACCAACCCUUGUUGUGAUGCUGCAACCUGCAAACUCACACCUGGAUCGCAGUGCGCUCAAGGACUGUGCUGCAAAAAUUGCAAGUUUAAAGUGGCAGGAACAGAGUGCAGAUCAAAAAUGAAUCUCUGUGAUCUACCUGAAUACUGCAACGGCAGCAACGCCUACUGCCCAGAGGACGUUUAUGUCAUGAACGGUUACCCAUGCGACAACAUGAGGGCAUAUUGCUACUACGGAGUGUGCCAGAGUUUUGAUUCACAAUGUGAAGCUAUAUAUGGAAAAGGGGCACGAAAAGCACCUGAUGUGUGCUUUGAGAAAGCGAAUAUUAAAGGAGAUAGAUUUGGAAACUGUGGAAUGAGAGGUGGAGUGUACAAGAAAUGUCCUGUUCAGCACAGUCUGUGUGGCAAGCUCCAGUGCACGUCUGUCAGUCUUCAAAAUCUUCCUGCUUGGAGCGUUGUCAAUAACGCAUCUGGGGUUCUAUGCUGGUCUUCUGACUUUGACUUAGGAUCAGAUGUCCCUGAUCCUGCCCAAGUUCAUGAUGGAACAGCCUGUGGAGAAAAGAAGGCCUGUUUUGAUUUUGAAUGUGUUGAUGCAAGUCAUCUGGGCUACAGCUGUGAUGUCAAGCAGAAGUGUAAUGACCAUGGGGUGUGUAACAACAAUGGGAACUGCCACUGCGACUCCGGGUGGGCGCCGCCGUUCUGCAACCGCUCAGGCUACGGCGGCAGCGUGGACAGCGGUCCAGCUCACAUCGAUACAUCACUUCGGGAUGGUCUGCUUAUUUUUUUCUUCCUCGUGUUGCCGAUAGUAAUCAUUAUUAUCUUAGCGGUGAUUAAGCGUGAUGCAAUAAAGAGAAAAUUUUGCAGGAAAAGUAGAAGAGAAAACAGGGAUAACAAUGUGCAGCAACCAAAGCAAAAUAACAGACCAAGUCAUAAUACAAGACAUAAUCAGCCUGCCACAUCAAGUCCUGAGUUUUUUACUAUAUCCCAUUUCCCUGGUCCAAGGCAGCCAGUAAAAAGCCAGUUUCCUGCAAUUCCUUCAGGACCUCAACGACCCGAAGUCCCACCCAGACCAGUUGUCUGAAAAGUUGCUUGGGAAACCCUCAACCAAUUCUGACAAGUAACUUGGUCUGAAAAGAAAUCUCAAGUCCUCUCCCUGUGCAGCCAAAACACCUUCUGCAAGCACGUACCUCUGGAAAGGACUUGAUGCUAAGAGGCAAUGAGCACAGAUUUUGUUACAUCCCAUUGUUUUGCUAAUUGCUGCUGGCUCUAUUUGUGCCUCUUCUACCUCACCUCUUGUUUUUUAUAAAUAGAAGAAUGACGGUCAACUCUUGUUGGAUUAAAUCAAUAACAGCAUCAGAGAACAGGACUCUUGUGAAGUGCAGCCUUACUUGCAGGCCAAAGAGAAAUGAAUUCAGUUAUCUACAGACAUAAUUUAUUCACCUCUCAUCAUACGCUGCUGUGAAAACGAGGACGCAGAGACCUCUUGGGAAUUCUGCAGCCUCUCUACCUCUCGGACCGUCGGGCACCUUCAUAGCACCUGCUGAAUGCACCUGAACCCCGUGCACCAGGAAUGCAGGUGGUUCCUACACAUUCUCAGCCUCAUCUUUGGCGUAAGUAAAUCAAAGCUGGGAUCCGGAUCCUGCCUCGUUACCUACUGGCUGCCUUACUUUCCAGUUCAGGUGAUUUAGAAAAGUAACCUCCUAUAGGGAGAGCAGCAAUGGAAAGAAACCCUGUAGACAGAAUGUAUGAGUCUAAAAGAGACAAGCCAUCUCUGUUGUUAUACAAAACAGUUCUGUUGUUAUAGAAAAUCCAUAUAUCAGGGAAUACGUUACACAACUUAACAGUGGUUUAAUGUUUCCUGGUUACUGCAGCUUGAGAUUUUUGCUAGAAACUGACUCCACUACAAAAGCAACAGGUAACUUCUGUCAUUCUAAACAGGACAAUUAAAAAAAUGUAGUAAUUUAAAAGAAAAUAUUUGAAGUUGCAUAGUUUGUCAAAACGGCAACGAAUGGAAAACUAAUGGAAAAGGAAAAAACUCAGUGGCAAGAACAAAGCUGUGGAUACUGAUCAGCCUGCAAACCACAUAUGGACUGUGUUCACAUGCGAACUUUGGGAACAGCAAAAACAGUGAAUAAAUGAAGGAAUCGCCUCACUGAUAAAAUAUUUCUACUCCCUUUGAUGGCCAUUUCACCAAAGGGCUGGACAAACGAACCUAAAACAUUGCAGGCCUAAAUCUGCACUGGCAAGGAAUGUCUGCCAAACUGUCACCUCCUCAGAAUAUUAAAUUGUUGUUAUUACUUCUUUUUUUUAUAAUUUAGAGCUUAUUAAUAAUAUGACGUUAAUGUAAUUUAAAAGAAAUCAUCAGGGUCAACACACUUAGUAGUAUUUGGAUUUGACGAUCUUAACAACCACAACCGCUGGGCACACCCGGGAUCGCCAGCCGCUUCUGGGUUCAUUAAAAUGUAUUAUUGCAUUUAUUAUCGAAAUAAAGUCGAGUAAACCCG